UACAUGUAACUCGUACAGUUUCGAGGAUCCAAAGAUCCAAAUAAAAUGGAAUCCAUUUACAGAAGAUUGCAGGGUACCUCAGUCAGAUACGCAGGAGAGACAUUUUCACUAUUUUGCCUGCCAUCACAACUAAACGAGAACUACUUCAACAUCGCAUGCACCAAAUUAGCCUGACUCACGCUCACAACCAAUGUCUUGAACAGAGUCUGGAUCUCCGGGAUUAAAGGAGGUGAGGGUCGCAUUGUGUAGGAGGAGGAAAUAAACUAUAAUAUGUCAUAACUUGUUGUAUCAUGCCAUGACUAUUACCUAGCUAAACUUUAUAUAUUAUGGCUUUUUUAUAUUAAAAACAUGAAAACUAUGUAACUUGAUUAUUACAGUUUAUAACUAUGAAUACUACAUCAUGUCCAUUAUGUUCUGGGCCAAAAGCACAAGCAAAGCUCGCCUGAAUAGUGAAUUUGUAGGUAAGAAACUUCCUUAUACUGAAGAAAUGGAACCGGUACCGCGAUAAUAACUACAAAUUAGAACACCAGACUGUAACGAGGUUGUUUGUAUAAUAUGCUGCUCAAAUCAUCUUUCAAAACUUGCACUAAGACAUACGUGCUUGGCGUUAUCAGCAUCGGGCACACUAGUGCGAUUUUAAAAACCCUUGACGAUGCCACCAGUUUGUCUGGUUCUGAUAACGCGAAGCACUCAUGUUUUAAUGCAUGUUUUUCUUUAUUUUUAACAAAAUUGUCUCCUUUUUUUAGCAAGCCUACUUAACUUUUGCGGUUAAUCACACGCUAAAAUGUACUAGCUCACACGAGUAUUUCCUCUGGUUGACCUUGGGCUGUUUUCAGAGCAGCCACGAUUUUAUGCAUAGUCGAAUUCAUCGAGAACAUUCCCCAUUACGAAAUUCGAUUCUUCAUUCACAAAGCCUCAUCUUACUGACACUUUGUCCACUCAGCCCUCAGCAUUGUACAUGUUAUAACCUUAAAGCUUCUUUCAACAUCUGAAAUUAAAUUUUACUAGUGGGACCAGCAAAUCUAACGUCUUCUCUGAAAGCAGAGCGUUAAACUUAAGAACUGCCCAUUCCGGCGAUAAAAGUCAUGAUAAUCUUCAUCAUCGUUAACAACAACAUUUGCAUCAUCCAAACAACCAUUUUAGCCACCAUUCCGAUAAUUUUUUCCCAAUAAGAACAUUGCUACAUUCCACGACAUAAUUUGCGUGUUUGUUGUUUUGUUGUUCAUUCAGUCUGGCUUCGUUUUCAAGGAAAAAGACAACCUAAAAGUGCCUCCAAAAGUUAGAAUGGUUUCUGUGUGAAAUAGUCUUGAUCUGUAAUAAUCAGAAUACGAGAUUGUAAUCAAUAUUGUUAUGAUUUCUAAUUGUCAUGAUAUAAACUGCAUGUAGUUAUGAAAUAUUAUAAAAGUCAUGAUACAGAACUGUUUUGAUGCUUGUACCAUCGUUUGGAUAACAUCAUCGUCUAGUUGGCUUCUAAGUCACUUCACCGUUUAUUUUCUACUGGAAAUCAUGUUUGAUAAAAUAAAAAUGGAGCUAUUUGUCCCUCACUCUCUUGUUUUGGCGUGUAAUAAUAGAUCCCUGACACCGAUGGCCAAUCAUAAAGACCGUACUAAUCGAGUAUCUCGCCUAACCAAUCUUCCUCCUUAACCACCGGCUUAUCAUCACAACGCCAGGCAGUCUCGAGCAUAUCUUACAGAGGGAAGGACAUGUCUGUCUCCAGGAUGUGGCAAGCCGUUUUCGCCCUGUUUCUGUCAGCGUCACUAGCGGAUUCGAUGAGUUCGCCUCGGGUUCCUUCAGGCAAUGGGGUGAGCUUAGAGGUUACCCCCAACCAGAUACACGAAGGAUUUACAGAUCAACUGACAAUCAACUGCACUUUCUCUCAUGAACAGGGCUCUAUCUUCAGUACAGUCAUGUCGCUUAUAUUGUCAAAGACAGAUUCCAUUAGCGAUUCUACCUACAGUGAAGUUGCUACUAUCACGGCGUUUUCAAACAAUAAAGUGAAUGAAAAACACACGAUGGGAGCGCAUGUGACCGGGCUACACAAACCAGAUGCUUUUUCCUUCAUCGCCUUAGAGUGGUCAUACCCAAGUAGCCAGGUGGAAGGCAAAUACAUGUGUGAGGCCAACGGUAUGGACAUUGAAGGACAUCCACUGUCCGCUUCGGCCAACUCAGUGCUUGAAGAAAAAGCAAUCAGCGUUGACAUAGUUCUUCAGAGGGUCAAGGAAAUGGACAUCAGGAUGAACGUAAUGGACGUAAAGAUGAACGCAUUGGACGCAAAGGAGAAAGAAAUGGAUACAAAGAUGAACGCAAUGGACGCAAAGGAGAAAGAAAUGGACAGCAAACUGAAUGACCUAAGAACACGUGUGGAUAACUCUAAAGCUGCAAUUAUUUACAAAUCGACGAGCUAUGGAGGCAAAAACUAUUUACUUUCCAAGCAAAUAUUAAUUAAUGUACCGGAAGCAAAUCGUCUAUGUCGUCUUUAUGGCGGAUAUCUAGUGGAAAUCAAUGACAGGCACGAGUUCGACUACCUGGUGAAUUUCGCCCACUCCCACGUUCCUGGGCGUGAAGGUGUCAUCAUCGGAGCUACAAACGAAGGCCAUGGAAGCAGCUGGACUUUUAUUACCUCAGGUGCACACAUGUCUACUCUCGUGUGGGAGUCUGGCCAACCGAACGGCGGAUCGCAACAUUGUUUGUAUUUCUGGACAAAUCUUAAGCAAAUGUUUGACGACCCCUGUCUAAAAUAUUCCUCAAACUGGCCAGUGCGGUUUCUAUGCGAAGUUCCUAAUUGAUUGUUAAUGCCUUGGACAAGGCAAUAUGAACGAAAAUAAAGCUUAUUUGUUUCACACUAA
Messenger RNA from Aplysia californica (California sea hare), 2846 nucleotides. RefSeq lists its product as uncharacterized. The transcript is spliced from 5 exons. The record is from RefSeq and is a predicted model, not a curated record. NCBI's taxonomy places the organism in Eukaryota, Metazoa, Mollusca, Gastropoda, Aplysiida, Aplysiidae. The coding region runs from base 1704 to 2786 and encodes 360 amino acids.